Candidula unifasciata is the source of this 1923-nucleotide messenger RNA. Lineage: Eukaryota; Metazoa; Mollusca; Gastropoda; Stylommatophora; Geomitridae. The record is from the annotation of a GenBank genome assembly.
AUGUUCAUUGAUUCCGAUCCAGACGACGGACAGAGAUUUCAUUUGCAAAAGGACAAAAAUAAGCUGCACCGGCUGUGUGAAAGCAAACUGAAGUAUCAGUUGAAACAACACAGUAAGCGACCAGAUAUACUUUCAUACGUGAGUGAUAAAACCACCAGAGCUUCUUCCGACUGUGACUCGGUAAGUAAUAAUAACAAAAGAAAUAUUAAUAACAAUGAUAACGGCAAAAACGGUACAAGAUAUGCUUCAUUAACAGGACAGUCGUCGGCUUUAUUGUCAAAGUCAUCGACAUCCCCCCUCCGCGAGAUGAUGCCCACGCCAGGGCUUACUGAAACACUUCGUCAAACUUCUACCGCAAAACAGGAGCACGCUCAGAGCUUCCAUGGACAUUCUACUCUGAGAGACACUGCCAUGCUGACAGCUCUGGACAGUACCAACAACAUGAGAAAUAAUUCAGAAUUCAGAGUAGCCAGUCUGUAUACAAAAGACGGCAACUCGCUGUUGGCAUGUGCGGAGACAAACGCUUUAGCCUUUUAUCAUAAAACACUAGGGCUGGCUGCUCGACCAGGCCCGCAGAUACCCGAAAAUUUUUUGCCAACUAUAAAACCAAGCGCCCAGCCGUUUGUUUCUUCAAGAUCUUCCUCGGUCUCUGAACCUCGAAGUCCACUUCACGGGCAAGGCAGUCCCGGAAUGGACGUCUUCUACAGCCCAACACCUCGUUCAGGAGAUCGAGUAGAGGAAAAACCAGAUGUCUCCACCAACUGCUAUUCCCCCUACGUUCUUCGACCAUCGUCUCCAGCAUCACCGCUUCCAUCAGCCAUAGCCGCGCGUGUAGAACCUCAGCAAACCUCACAACAAACAACAGAUUCUAUUUCCCAGAAUUGUUGCCCUACAGAUAAACUAUCUAGGUCGCCAAGAGACAGUGACACGUGCGACAGUGACAAAAGCAGCAGUAGUCGUAAGUCUCCCAAACAUCCAGAACCACCUCAAGACGAUACAUCGUCUCCACAGACUAACAUCAACAAAGUGUCUGAUCCAAUCAGAUCGCCAACAAACAUUUCCUCGUCACCAGAUCUUAGCCGGCAAGAAAAAUCGCCAGGUUCCUCUUGCACGUCGUUAUCACCGGUAUCUUCAACUUCCUCGCCGACAGCGGCUGCCUCAGACAGCCGAACACCCCAGAAAACAACAGCAUUCAGUGUGGCGGAUAUUCUAGAUCCUUCCAAAUUUACCGGGGGUGGCAAAACACAAGUGUGGAAUCCAUGGCGGCCACCAUCGACUGUUGGUGGGCAUCGCGGAUUACCAUCAGCUCCUUACAGUGUCAAAUCUCCAGGGAUGACCAGUGAUAGCCAAGGUCAGCAUCCCGACGAUGAUGUAUCUAUUACGUCAUCGCAGGAAAACUUCGACCCUGAAGAAGACGUGGAUAUGUGCGACGACAGCGGUAAACACUUGGACGAUGAAGACAGUGACGAUGAGAAGAGGAACGAGGACGGUAAUAACAGCAGUGACAGCAGCAAGCAGGGAAAGCCUCGGAGAGCCCGGACGGCGUUUACUUACGAACAGCUGGUGGCCCUAGAGAACAAGUUUAAGACCACGAGAUACUUGUCUGUGUGUGAGCGACUCAAUCUGGCGCUGAGCCUUAACCUCACCGAGACCCAGGUAAAGAUAUGGUUCCAGAACCGUAGGACGAAAUGGAAGAAACAAAACCCAGGCCUGGACGUCAACAGCCCAACAAUCCCGCCCUCUUCAGGGGGGUUCGGGUCUUUCUCCAGCCCCUACUCCAGCAUGCUGUACGGCCAGUCCCUACAUCCCUACCUGCCCUCGGCCGGGCUUGUCAGUCCACUCAGCAUCCUCCGUGCCCACGGCUCAUACAGCUCCAACCAAAACCCAUCGGUGUACUAUCCCUACUUUAGUCAAACAACGUGA